Messenger RNA from Stylophora pistillata, 1120 nucleotides. RefSeq names its product TNF receptor-associated factor 6. Lineage: Eukaryota; Metazoa; Cnidaria; Anthozoa; Scleractinia; Pocilloporidae. Gene Ontology annotation, biological process: regulation of canonical NF-kappaB signal transduction; regulation of apoptotic process; signal transduction. The record is from RefSeq and is a predicted model, not a curated record. Gene Ontology annotation, cellular component: plasma membrane signaling receptor complex. Gene Ontology annotation, molecular function: zinc ion binding; protein binding.
CUUAACUUGCCUCAACAGGAUCACCUAUUGUCUUGCAGUUUUCAACUUAUUCCUUGUACAGAUGAAAACUGCCAAGUGCUAAUCAGAAGGAAAGAAUUAGAAGAUCACAUGAACGACACAUGCCAGUGGAAGAAAGUUUUUUGUGAUCACUGUAAUGAGCCACGGCCAAAGUGCCAGUUACAAGAACAUGUUAACAGUUGCGCGAGAAAACCGCUGGAAUGUCCAAACAGCUGUGGCGAGACCGUCGCCUACGAGGAGAUUGAAAAUCAUAUUAAAAACGACUGUCUGCUGACCAUGGUCUCUUGUCUGUACGAAAAAAUGGGCUGCACUACAAAGCUUCAGAAAAAGCAACUUGAUUCUCAUCUAGAAUCUGCGGUAAGACUCCAUCUUGACUUGGCUUGUGUAAAGUUGAACGCCACUGAAGAAAAGGUUAAAAAGUUUGAAGAAACAAACACCAAACUAGAGCAUAAAAUCGAGGAGCUCCAGAGGAAGUUAGAAGAGGAAGGGAAAGCCCAAGAACGACUGACAAGAGAUCAUAAGUGGCAGUUGCGUGAUUUAGAUAGAAAAAUUUCAAAAUUUAAAGAAGAAUCGCAACCAUAUGUCUGGAAGAUCGAAGAAUUUAGCGAAAUUUUUCACCACGCAAAGGGGCCUACGGAAAGGGAAUACGCGUUAGAGAGUGGUUAUUUUUUUAGUGGUCCAAAUGGCUAUAGGCUUAAGGCACUUUUGUAUCCCGAUGGUACAAAUGAUGGAAAAAAUACCCACCUAUCUGUGUUUUUUUGUGUAAUGAGAGGUAAAUACGAUGCUGUGUUACCCUGGCCCUUUCAGAAGACCGUUACAUUUACGUUAAUUGACCAAGAAAUAGGUGAAACCCACGGAAAUAAUAUUGUCUGCACGAUUGACACCGCUCACAAAUUUGAUAAUGAUGCUUUUUCCAGGCCAACGUGGGAAAGUAAUUCUGGGUAUGGUUUUCCUGAAUUCAUAUCACACGAAGAUCUAUUCGAUGGAUCCUACAUUGUUGAUGAUACUUUAUUCCUUAAAAUUCAGGUUGGUCCCCCAUCGAAUUUCGGAUGUGUGUGGGAAUGAAAGGUGUUCUAAGUUAACAGCGUGUUUUAAGUCUUAU